Pseudopodoces humilis (Tibetan ground-tit) is the source of this 2032-nucleotide messenger RNA. RefSeq names its product steroid 5 alpha-reductase 1 (gene SRD5A1). The record is from RefSeq and is a predicted model, not a curated record. Gene Ontology annotation, biological process: steroid biosynthetic process. Gene Ontology annotation, molecular function: 3-oxo-5-alpha-steroid 4-dehydrogenase activity. Gene Ontology annotation, cellular component: membrane. Lineage: Eukaryota; Metazoa; Chordata; Aves; Passeriformes; Paridae.
CUGAGGCUGUAGAGGGGAAUGGGGUUUGCUGGUGAUGGCGGUGUGUGCGCGCUGUGGCGCCGGGCUGCGGGCCCCGAGGAGCGGCGGCUGCUGGAGCUCUUCUCCUACGGGCUGAUGGCCCUGGGCGCCGCCUCCGCACUGCUGCUCUGCUUCAUUCCCAUGCCCUACGGCCGGUACUCCUCGCGGCGUUUCGGCUGCCUGGUGCCCGCCCGCCCCGCCUGGGCGCUGCAGGAGCUGCCCUCCCUCUUCGUCCCGCUCGGGCUCGCCGCCUGUGGCGGGGCAGUCGCGACCGCCCGGCCCAACUGCGUCCUGCUGGGCUGUUUCCUCCUGCACUACGCGCACAGGGCACUCAUCUUUCCUCUUCUGAUCCGUGAAGGAAAACCAACACCAUUUUUCACUUUUGUUUUAGCGCUUCUGUUCUGUGCUUUCAAUGGAUACUUGCAGGGCCGAAGCUUAACCACCUAUGCAAUUUACCCUGCUGGCUGGCUGGGUGAUUCACGCUUCAUUACAGGUUUUUUAGGGUGGUUGAUUGGCAUGGCCAUCAAUAUUCAUUCUGAUCAUAUUCUCAGAAAUCUGAGAAAACCAGGGGAAACUGGCUACAAGAUACCAAGAGGAGGAAUGUUUGAGUAUGUCAGUGGAGCCAACUUUUUUGGAGAGAUCCUGGAAUGGUUUGGGUUUGCCCUUGCCUGCUACACCAUUGAAAGCCUUGCAUUUGCGUUGUGUACUCUCUUCAUCCUGGGUUCAAGAGCAAGACAACACCACAAAUGGUACCUUGAGAAAUUUGAAGACUAUCCAAAGGACAGAAAAAUUGUCAUCCCAUUUUUGUACUGAGCUGUGCUUUUAACACUUUGAGAUGGAUGGCUUUUAGUAACAACCAACAUUUUACAGAUACUGACAGGCUAGUAACACACUCAGAUCAUCACUAUGACAAAGCCUUUCCAUCACUGCUACUGUUACUUACUGCUUUUUCCUCUUAAUGGUAACCCGGAAGUCUGAUGAACAGGGUGAAUAGGAACAGAAGUGCUUUUCCAGCAAUGAAACACCUUUAAAAAUACAUUAGGCAAUGAGUCUGAAUUGGCAUUGUGGGAAGCAUUGUGCACAACUUUGAUACUUCUUUUUCUGCCUCUGAGGGCUUCUUCUGUUUCCACUCAAUGUAGCCAAGCUGAACUGAGGACUGUGCUGUGAGCUCAGCCACCCUCUGCAGUCUGCAUCCAGACUGCAGCCUGGAUGGUGCGUUCUGCCUACAUAUACAAAUAGGGUUGAUUUUAUUUUUUUUUCCCUGCCUUAUUAAUCCUUUCAUUUCCCCCACCUGCAUCUCCAGGUGAGCUAGUGAUUUAGACCAAGGAAUUAGAUGAAUACAGAUGGUUUUAGCUGGAAGGCAGUGUUUUCCCUUCUCUUUGCACUCUUACAAAUAUAGGGACACUGUAUAGACAAUAUUUAAUGAUAUUUACAUAAAAGUUGUACUGCUACUAGAUUAAUAUUGUCAUCUACCUCUUGAAAUUGAUAGCAAUCUCAAGAUGCAAUAUGUGUCUUCUUACUCUAAGCUGGUUUUGGAAGUCUACUUAAGAUACUUAGGCAAAUCUAGCAUUGUUAACAAUUGUGUAAUGUUUUCUACCUUACCUUAUAAAAAACCCUUGAGAUUUAAAAAAAUUUUUUAACUAUGCUGUUUUAAAAAAAUCAAGUGUCUUCAUCUGUGCUAACAUUCUAGAUGAUUUUAUAUUCUUAUAUUCUGGAGCCUUUUGUCAGUUCUCAUACCCUAUCUUUUACUCACAAAGGACUCCAGAGUGAUUUCAAGAACAUGAUGGGAUCCCAAGCGUACAUAUUUUCAAGUUAACUGUGUCUUUUGCAUGAUUGUAAUAAUAAAGAAUCUUUUAUAAUUACUGACACCAAAAAAACCCCUGAACCAACUCAAGGAAAAACUUAAAGAAAAAAAUCCAAUGAAGCCCCCAAGUGAACAACCAAAUUCCAGUAAUUAAAAGAAUUAAAAAAACAAACAAAUGUACACUAAAAAAGCUUUCCACAAAACCCCAAA